This is a messenger RNA of Branchiostoma floridae (Florida lancelet), 1816 nucleotides long. RefSeq names its product XK-related protein 6-like. Lineage: Eukaryota; Metazoa; Chordata; Leptocardii; Amphioxiformes; Branchiostomatidae. The coding region runs from base 660 to 1751 and encodes 363 amino acids. Gene Ontology annotation, cellular component: plasma membrane. The transcript is spliced from 2 exons. Gene Ontology annotation, biological process: phosphatidylserine exposure on apoptotic cell surface; apoptotic process involved in development; engulfment of apoptotic cell. The record is from RefSeq and is a predicted model, not a curated record.
AUUGUCGCCGGCGAGUUUGACAGUAAAAUUUCUGUGUCUUCCACCAAUCUAUGACUCCUGAAAUGUAUCUUUGUUUGGCAGUUUGAUACUUUUUAUUGGUCAAAGUCCGAACGUUCGUAACUUGAACCAAAGAAAGGACAAUGCUACCGUUUACACUGAAUCAGGUGCUGUUACCUGAUACAAUUAAAACCGUUCCAACUCCCCAAAACAAAUUGCGUCAUAGACAAUUUAAGGUAUGAGUCAUGAUCACAAGAUCAGCGCGUGCACCAUUCUUCUCUCUUCGGCUCUUUUCGUCUCGGGAGACGGUUACGCACAGACAUAGGGGUGUCCAUAGAUUUUUACGGGGAAACACCCCCAGUUCGUACAUUUAGUUUGAUCUGCAUCGUCCAAUACAUGGAAAGAACACCCCUCUACUCUCUGUAGUGGUUUAGUCCCAGACAGAUAUAAGCUCACUGUCAAAAGACUUGGUGUCAGGUGAUCACCUGACACCAAGUCACGCUGUACAUUUUAGCAGUCCCCAGGUGCAAUUCUGUACUUCUAAAGAACAGAUUCAGAGGUAGAACCACCUUCAACUGGCUGAGGACAUCUCGUUUUCUAUUUGGUAGUAGAGAAAGAAAACGUCAUUUAAGGGACCAUUGACGUGGCUGUUCCGUAAGACCAUGGAAAGGACUGCUCAAGAAACCAUGGACAUGACUGCUGAAGAUACCAUGGACGGAGUUGUAACUCCACAAGCGCCCACCAGAGUCUGGAAUCGCCUCCUGUCCGUCUGGCACUCCAAACCGGUGCAGAUCCAACUUUUGCGGAUUACCUUAAUCUUGUAUAUGACAGGUCUUGUCAUGGACAUCGUGCUGGCAACACGUUACUACUACAGUGGGGAUUUUCAUUGGUUUGGCUGGACACUGGGGUUUAUGCUUGCACCAUCAAUUGUGAUGAGUGUUCGUUCAGGACUUGGCAUUGAAACUGUAGAGAAUAACGUGAGUAGGUGUGACAGUUUUUUGUUAUACAUUCUGCAGUUGGCUAUGCCAUUAAGGUAUUUUGACAUCCUCCAAAUGUUAUCUAGUGACAAUAGACAAGUGGACGACAGUCGCAUGUUAAGGCUCUGUCAUGCACACCUUGUGAUAGCCAUGUUGAAAGGCAUGCCGCAACUGAUUCUAAAGAUCUACAUCAUUGGCUCCAGCCAAGAAGAGGUCACUGUCCUGGAGGUCAUCUCCAUGGUGAUAUCACUACUGGCAGCUGCCAAGGCUGCAGUCACAUUUAUGUACUAUGACAGGGGACAUGACAAUGAUGUGCAAAGUAACCAUCAAUUUGUUAUCGUAUUAAUCAUUUGGAAAAUAGUUGAACUGAGCGUCCGUGCACUGAUUAUAGGCCUGUGUCUAUCGGCUGUCAUACAGAUCCCCAUCGUUGUUAUUGGCUUACACUGGCUGGCGAUGGUAUUUUCCCUCAAAUUCACCAUAGAAGACUAUAAAGAUGUCAUUGAGGGUGGUUUGUAUUUAGCCAUAGGUACAUUUAGCACAACAUUUUAUUGGAAAUAUACAAAUAUGCUUGUAUCAAACUCAGUCUUCACACUUGUGGGUAACUGGCUAAUGGGGAUUACCUGGAACGCAUGGCGCUUAGCUAAAUUCCAGUGGGAUUGGUAUAUUGUAUUGUAUAUUGUAUCAACCACGGUUCUCAUACCUGCAGGCUCAAUCUUAUCGUGUGUGCUUCUUGAUGCCGCUGCAGAUUUAAGAUUUCCAGGAUGUUCAUGGCCGUAGCCAGGAUUUUGGUUGGGGGGGUUCUUUUUAGUAAUUGUGGGACCAUCGAGCGCCGCAGGCGCGAG